CCAACGGUUUUUUUUUUAGCGUGCAAAAAAUGUUUCUCUGGAGAGGGUGAAGGUACAUCAGCGCUGUCAAAAAGACCAGGCAGGAUUCCACAGCAGAGUUAGAACGACUUUAAAGAGCAACUUCUAUCUGAAGAAAAGCAAAGCAAAACAAAGAGAGAAAGAGAGAGAUGAACACUGCCCUUGAUUAACUCUACAAAGCUGGAAGACUUGCUUGUGCCACAAAAAACUACAUUAAAAAAUAAAUAAAUUGCGAACUGUGCCAAGAGCUCGUUCUUCUUAACCAGAACGCAUCUUACAGGAAGUUCCAGUACGAUUUGUAAGACUCGAGGAAGCGCUUGUAAAAUAUGGAUCUGUGGAUUUAAUAUAACGUUUUGAUUUUAAGACAGCUGUCCGGUUUCCUUCUUUGAAGUAUAUAAAUACAUAUAUAAAGGUUAAGAGAGAGAGAGGCGUUAUAUUAAUCUUGGAUUGCCAAGAUUUAUUUUCGCAGCUUGUCCUACAACUUAUUUUUUAUUAAUAUUUUUAUUGUUAUUUUUAUUUAUUGUAGACCAUGUUGCAACACACGAGUAAGAAAUGUUUUACCAUUGAGUCCCUGGUUGGCAAAGAAACGAAUUCCUCGGCAGCGGACGAGCCUUUGAGACCUACGGCUUUAAGAUUCACCGAGUCAGUCCACCCUCCUCCCUUUGGGAGCUGCUUCCAGAGCACCGGCAGGAACCUGUACAGCAGCCCGGAUCUGAUGUUCCCAGAGCCGUGUUCUCACUCCGCGAACCCAGCUCUCUCCCUGCACCCGCUCCAGUUGUCUUCUCAGCCGUUCUUUAACCCACAUCAAAGGGAGGCUUUGAAUUACUAUCCCUGGGUUCUCCGAAACAGAUACUUAGGACACAGAUUCCAAGGUGAGGACAGCAGCCCUGACAGCCUGCUCCUGCAUGGCCCAUUCUCCCGUAAGCCCAAGCGCAUUCGCACCGCCUUCUCCCCCUCACAGCUGCUGCGGCUGGAACGCGCCUUUGACAAGAACCACUACGUGGUGGGAGCCGAGAGGAAGCAGCUGGCCAAUGGGCUGUGCCUCACAGAAACUCAGGUAAAAGUCUGGUUCCAGAACAGAAGGACGAAACACAAGAGACAGAAGCUGGAAGAAGGAUCUCCCGAAUCCCAGCAGAAGUGCAAGGGCAGCCAGCAUGUGAGCCGCUGGAGGGUGGCUACGCGGCAGGGCAGCCCUGAGGAUAUUGACAUCGUAUCAGAGGACUGAAGAAAACACCAGCCCUGUGCACACUGAACCGCAAAAACACAUCACAGCCAGCAGCCUUGUACAGCAGCUUAGAACCUUUAUUACAAACUGAACGUUCUACACCACAUGUGAGACUUUGGAGAGCGCCACACAAGAAAAGACUUGUGCAAUUACACCACCUACCAAACCGUUUAAAAGUCUUGCAGGAUUAAUGAAGAAAAGCUAUCCACUUGCGUCUUAACUACAGUGAAGAGGUCAUUGGGUGGGGGGGGUUAAUAGCAGAAUAGCAAUUAAAUUGUACUUGGAAAUCUAUUUCAUAAAAGGAUUGCAGUUCAGACAUGAUCGCUGAAGCCUAAAACAUUUGAAAACUUUGUAUGAAAAAGGAAAUCAUUAUGAAACAAAUGGUCUAUGCAAAUCUGUGUGCAUAUAAAGCACUAAGAGCCUGCCGAUCCUGGGUUCAAAUACCAGCAGAGUCUGACAGUCUAGGUAGAUGCAGCAACUCUCAAGAAACAACACAUUGUCAGCUAUUCCUGGCAAAUGAAAAACACAAAACCUUGAAGGACGCAAUAAUUGUAGGCUACAUUCUCUAAUCCCUGUUAGUUUAAACAGACCCCAUUAAUACUGACUUUUGAGCUGGAUUUUAGUUCUGUUUGCAGCAAUGCCAGCUGUGCUUGUAUGUUUCCAACAAGGUGAACAUCUGAAUGCAUUAAACCCUGCAGGAAGCAAGCUGGUAGGCAAACUAUAAUGUGUCCAGUUGUUUCCUACUCGUUUUACACCCUUCAGGUGUAUGGAAUCAUUUGCCCUUACAGAGUUGCUCUACCGUUGCAAUGCAUUGGCAGUGAUGCUAAUCUGCAGUUACUGCAAUGCAAUUGCAAUCGAAAUCAUACAUUCCAGUGCAGGGUCACUGCAAAUCCAGUGCCAGCUUUGCACUGGUGCGGGCACAAAAAACAAACAGUUUCCGAAGUUCUUUCUCCUCCUUUAAGAAUUCUAAGAUCGGAGUAAAAUCCAGGUUUUGAGGGAAAACAGAAACGGAUUCGUGUUUAUUCUCUACAGGAAGCUUUGAUCUGUGAAUAUUUGAUCUGUGCUCACAUCUCCAUUACUUGGGUGCUACCUGUACAAAGUCUUUAGGUGCAAACCAUUACAGGGGUUCUGUGGGGUUCUAUCAUUUCAGGGGUUUCCUGCAGUAAAUAUUGUUUAAUAUCUGAAAUAAAAUUUUAAAAAAAAACACUGACGUACACAACAUUACCAAUACGCAUGCAGUAAAGGGGAUUAAAAACGCAAAAAGUAAUCAAACGAAAAACAGUUUUUAAGGAUCAUUGUCGUUGUGGGAGAAUAUCGCAGUGAUUGCAGUUCAGAGUUCAUGCCGUGAGGACAACUAAAGUUUUGGAAAAACGAAGAAAAAAAUGUAAAUAAAUGAUUGCUGAUUUUGGGGGCAUUAGGUUAUUUAUUUUUUUUAAGAAUUGUUUCCUAUGGUUCACGAACUUAAAAGUGACGAAAAAAAAAACAGUUUGUAGGCUGCAGUAAAAGACAUUUUAAAAGCAGUCAUUUUGAAGAGAAAACGAUAUGGCUAGAAAUUGUUUUGUGAUAGUUAAGAUUUGCACUGGAACUUUAGGCACUAUAAUAAUGCAAUCUUGAUACAAUAUGAACUUGUUUCCGUAUGGAAUCUUGACGUUUUCAAAUACAGACUGUUUGUGUGUGUUUGUUUUAAAUUAUUGAAGCUAUAUCUUAGUUUGUCCAAGUAUGACGUUUGCAUUAUAAUAAACACGCCUAUCACGGUUUAUUGACUACAGCAAUAUAUGGACACUUGUAACUUACUUUUCUUUCUUUUAAUUGUCUUUUAUUUUGGUAAAUUAAUUUCAGUUUUCCUUUAUUUGUUUAAACGUUGAAGCCUAGAAGGCUAUUCACAUAAUUUCACCAUGAAAUUCUCAUUAUCUCGUAACUAAAUCCCUGUAGGCCUACUCAAUAUGUUACACAAAAUAUUGUUCUAAAAAUAUUUUCUUACUGUUUGUGAUUUAGCGGAAUAUUUUAACAUAUAAUUUAAAUAAAAUAUAAUUAGAAACUUGUUCAAUAAUAAUAAUACAAAAACCUUCACCGUAGUCCGAUGUUUCAUAUUAUAAACCCUAAUAAUAAAGGCUGGCACAUUUUUUGAAAUAUAGAAUUUGGAAUCUCAUAAUUACGACUCUAUUGGAUCAAACGAUUGUAUUCAGAACGCCUCUUGUGUUCUUCAUUAAAGUAAUUGAAUCGAAACUAAACGGGGUUUUGAGAGAAUGAUCGAGAAUGAAGCUCUGCAGGACACACUUCUUCAAUUUUUAGGUCACUUACUGGCUCUCUUAAUGUAUCAAUAUAUUCCGAAAUGUGAUGUUUUAU
Polyodon spathula (Mississippi paddlefish) is the source of this 3589-nucleotide messenger RNA. Its product is annotated as homeobox protein EMX1-like. Gene Ontology annotation, biological process: brain development; central nervous system development; neuron differentiation. The transcript is spliced from 3 exons. The record is from RefSeq and is a predicted model, not a curated record. Bases 548 to 1243 code for a protein of 231 amino acids. NCBI's taxonomy places the organism in Eukaryota, Metazoa, Chordata, Actinopteri, Acipenseriformes, Polyodontidae. Gene Ontology annotation, molecular function: DNA-binding transcription factor activity, RNA polymerase II-specific; DNA binding.